Mya arenaria is the source of this 3798-nucleotide messenger RNA. Its product is annotated as heat shock 70 kDa protein 12B-like. Bases 230 to 1972 code for a protein of 580 amino acids. Gene Ontology annotation, molecular function: ATP-dependent protein folding chaperone; ATP binding. The record is from RefSeq and is a predicted model, not a curated record. Lineage: Eukaryota; Metazoa; Mollusca; Bivalvia; Myida; Myidae. The transcript has 7 exons.
UGUUUCUUAACAUAAUGUCUAUAUAAAAAGCUAUCGUUGUUAACUUAUUUUAACUUUUUAUCUUUUAGGUAGCAAUUUUUGCAUCAAUGAUGAAUGGAUAACCUUUUUUUGUAACGUGUUAUUCUUUUUAUAAUCAACCCGGAAGUAAAUUACAGAGAUGUAAAAUACAGAGAUAAAGUUAAUAUGGAAAGGAGGGGUUAUCAUUGAAGACGUUGUUUGAAUCGGAAGUAUGGCAGAGAAGGGGAGGCCCGAGAAACAUAACUACCUUCUGGUGGCGGCCUUUGAUUUUGGCACCACAUACAGUGGAUACGCUUACUCCCUCCGAGACAGUCCCACCCAUGUUCAUGUGAACAACUCUUGGGCGGCAGGUGUCGCUCAACUCAUGUCCCUGAAAACUUCAACAAGCGUUCUCCUCAAUCCAGCCGGGGACUUCCACAGUUUCGGGUUUGAAGCGGAAGCGAAGUACGCCGACCUGGCGGAAGACGGGAAGCAUGCCGGCUGGAGGCUCUUUCGGCGCUUCAAAAUGAUGCUGCACAACAACACGCAACUUAACCGCGAUUCAACCAUCGAAGACAUACAAGGAAACCCUUCGCCAGCGUUACCAAUCUUCACGCACGCGAUACACUACCUUCGUGAGCACGUGCUAGAAUUCAUCAACAAAAGUUCAGCUGGCGUGACCGAGGCUGACGUGUUUUACGUCAUUACCGUUCCCGCCAUUUGGGACGUGCGCGCCAAACAGUUCAUGCGGGAAGCGGCCGAAAAGGCGGGAAUACCGACUGACCAAUUGAAGCUCGUGUUAGAACCGGAAGUAGCCUCAAUCUGGUGCGAGGAAGAAUUGGAGGCAGCGGAUACUCGAAAGCUGCAACAACCGGGGAUACGGUACAUGGUUGUAGACGCCGGAGGAGGCACUGUGGAUGUAUCGGUGCACGAGCGCAACGAUAACGGAACUUUAAAGGAGAUACACAAGGCAAGUGGAGGAGCCUGGGGCGGCACUGAGGUCGAUAAAAGGUAUCUUCAAACAUUGGAUGAUAUCUUUGGCGAAGAAUCUAUGAGGAGACUUAAGGAAGAGACGAUGAUGGAUUUCCUUGCAAUUCUCGAAGAUUUUGAAGUAAAGAAAAGGACACCUGAUAUGCGUACGCGAGGAUUCAUAAUGAUUAAAAUACCCGCAUCAUUAAGGGAAUACUGUGAGGAAAAGAAAGGAAAGAAAAUGGCUGAUGUUGUAAAGGAUUCUGUGUAUGGGGAGAGUGUGGUGUAUAAAGCUCCAGACAAAUUGCGUGUUCCAUGGGAUAUCGUGAAGACCUGGUUUGACAAGUCAGUUGACAACACAAUAAACCAUGUUAAGCACCUGCUGGAACUUCCAAAUAUAAGCGAAGUUGAGACAAUAAUUCUUGUCGGUGGAUUUGUUGAGAGCACGUAUGUUCAAGAGAGGUUUCGUGAAGCGCUGGGAGAUAAACGCAUCCUUAUACCUAAUGAGCCAGGCCUCGCUGUAUUGAAGGGGGCGGUGAAGUUUGGACACAACCCUGCUGUCGUGGCGUCGCGGAUGAUUGAUUACACAUACGGGGUGAGGGGAGAAUUGGCAUUUGAUCCUAAAAAGCACAAGGAAGAAAAUAAGAUAAUGAAGAAUCGCGGGAACGUGUUCGCAAAGGACUGCUUCGUCAAAUUCUGUUCUAUCAAUGAAGAAGUUUUGUUUGGUCAAAAAUUCAAACGCACAAGCAGAGGCUCAAGCAGCAAAAAGUCUUCUAAACUAUUAAUCUACCGAUCACGUGAUUCUUCCCCUGUCACAGUGUCUGACUCUGCAUGCGAAAAGAUUGGUCGCCUGACAAUCAACUACAGUGAGGAAGAUGUAGAGGAUGAUGAUUUCAAGAUAGAAACUUCCUUCACUUUCGGGGAUACGGAGCUGUUGGUCAAGCGAAAGAUGCUGAAAUCUGGGAAGGAAGUUGAUUUGAAAAUAGACUGCCUUGGUCAGGUAUAGACAAUGGGUCUUCCCUUUUAAGCGAUGCAUCAGACCACCCUGUGUUAGUUGACUGUAGAUGUACUGUAUACUAAUGUCCAAUCUAGAAAUAAACAAACUUAUAUUGUUAUAAUAGUAUCGCCUACUUUGUUACGAUGAUCAUAGGUAUACAUAAUUUUAAAAAGGUAUGCAAAAAUUGUUGUAUAUAUUUGUACGACUAAAUAUUUUGUUCAUAAGUCAAAAGUAUCUUCUGUUUUGUUCUGUUCUUUUUCAAAUUAUGUAUUAAUAUAUUUAAAAAGAAAUAUGUAUUAAUAUAAUUAUACUGCAGGAUAGAAAUAAUAAGUUUUAACCAGCUUUAUGGUUAUUAUCAAAUGCGGGAUUUGAAGGUUGAUAUGGCCAACAGCCAAGGUGGUAGUAUUCUGUAAAAGAGGCUCAGGUAGGGCAAAAUGGACUUAGAUCUACAUUGACUUACCCCUUGAAGAGGUAUCUUUAACGUAUCAGGAAAUGCAUUACGUGUUAAACAGUCAAUGAGUUGUAGGUAAGGGUCUUAUAACUAUGAAUGUAUUAUUAAACUAUACCAACAAAUAUAGACUUCACCAGGGACUUUGGAAAGUAUUGCUAUGAGGUACUAAAUGUUUCAUGUAAUUUAAAGUACUCAUAUAUGUUGCUAACAUUAUCAGAAACUGAAGUGUACAAAAACAUGGCUGCUUCUUUAUUUUGGUCAAUCCCUACGUGCAUGUUUCAUUUAAAUAUCAGCCAGGCCACUGUCCUGACUAUAUUAGCACCUGUUUUUUUAAUGAAGUAAAUGUAUAUGUUCGACAGAUGUUUAUGGUAAUGAAAUUUAUAAAGAUCAAAACUAAAUAUUAACCGUUGUAUUUAAGUUUGAUAAUUAAUAUUCAAAAUGCCCGCUGAAAUCUUUUCUGGUUUGUAAUAUCACACUUUGCCUUAGCGUUAUUCCAAAACAUAUCAAUGAAAACAAGUUCAUAUUGAUCUAACUCUUUAUUUGUCAAACCCGAUUAACAAUUUGAGACUUAAUUUCUUCAGCAACAAAAAAAACAUGGAAGAAAAAUAUGGGGGAGAUGGUGUAUAUUUGUUGAUUUGGAAAAAUGUUCCUAACAUAAACGGAAUAUUUAAUAUGGACAAACUACUAACUUAAAUAUAAAAUACAGUUCUUCGUGAAUAUUUCAUUUAAUGUCCAGUAACUAAACGUACUACUAUAUGCAAGAGCACUUUUACUUAGAUAAUAAGUGUUCUAAUUGUUGCCAUCGUCUAUUGUAUGUGUUGAUUUUAUUCUGCAUUGUUUCUAUGGUUUGAUCAAUUUUUAUCGUUUAACCAAGCUAUUAGGCACACAUGGCACACCUUGGAAUCUUUCCUUUACAUUUUGAUUUAAAGGUGAAAUAUUUUGCUAAAAGUAUCAUGAAAUGUAUUUGAUAACAAUUUUGUUUUCUCUGUUUGGCAUGAAGUCACAAAAGGUAAUAGAUUUGUAUGAUAGUUCUCUUAAGCUAACUGCAUUAAACGAAUUUUUUAUGAAUAUUUUCAAUUCACCUUAAAACGUCUGCGAAUAAUGACAUUCCCAAAACAUAUGGAUGUUUGAGUCGAUGUUCAUUAGACAAAAAUCACAAAACCUGUAUGAAGCAAUAUUGUUUGUGUAUAGAUUGUCAUUAUUUGUUAGGAUAUGCAUAAUGUAUUUGUAUUGGAAUUCCCGAAGUUUCGUAUCCAUUGUUAGUUGAAGCGACUGUACACAAUUUUCCAUUGUAUAGAGUUAAGUUCAAUUUGAGAUUCCCAAUUUUCUUCGCGAGUUUUAUUUUCAGGUAUUUUAAGUUGUGUAAUAAAAUGCUUGUAACUUU